GUUGAAUGUAACCCGGAAACUAUGGAAGAAACCACGCCUUUGCACCCCGUAUGAAUGUUGUACGUAGAUGGUGCUACAAGUGUUGAGGGAUCAGGGCCAAGAGCAGUGUUAAUGGGCCCAUAUGGUUUUAAAUCCGAGCAUGCAUUGAGAUUCAAAUUUCAGACGACCAAUAAUGCCACUGAAUAUGAAGCACUCAUUUACGGUAUGAAAUUGGCAUUGAAGCUGAAAGCGCAGAACAUAAGAGUCUUUAGUGAUUCCCAGCUUAUAGUAAACCAAGUGAAUGGAAGUUGUGAUAUCAGAGACCCUCAGCUCGGUCAUUACGCCUCUAUGGUCAACAGGUUGAAAUCAGACUUUGUUUUGUUUCAAAUGGACAAGAUACCAAGGGUAGACAACAAGUGGGCUGAUGAACUGUCAAAGUUAGCGUCGUCACAAGAUAUGAAUCCUCAGAGAACAACAUUCAUUAAGAUUCUUGAUGCACCAAGAUAUGCUAACCCCGUAGUUGAAUGCUAAGUGUUGAGCACAGAUCCCUCAUUACGAAGCUAGACCACACCUUUGAUUAACUAUUUAUGAGAUGGUGAAUUGCCUGAGGACCCAUUUGAUGCUCCAUUAAUUAGACGCAAGGCAGCACAUUUCACCUUGAUUGAGGAUUAGUUGUAUAAACAAGCAGUGUUAAU
Messenger RNA from Rubroshorea leprosula, 674 nucleotides. NCBI's taxonomy places the organism in Eukaryota, Viridiplantae, Streptophyta, Magnoliopsida, Malvales, Dipterocarpaceae. The record is from the annotation of a GenBank genome assembly.